AUGGCCGCUGGUGGGACCGUCGAGAGCGAAAAGCAAGACUCGCUGGCUUCGGCAACCGCUGCGAACAGCGUGCAAGGCCAUGACCCCGAGCAGCAAGGCAAAGACAUCCUACAACAAGAAGAGUCUACCUGGAUGCAGUAUUUAAUGACCGAUGUGGACCCUAAGGAGUCGACAGGACCUUUGGCGGCGUUUUGUUUUAUGACUGGAUACAUGUUGAGUGGUCGUUAUUUAGCGAUUGCUCGACUCUGGGAAGGAACACCGGGGAGCACCCACUUCCACCGCGCCGAUCAGCAAGCCCUCUGUUCCCUCAUCGCCUUCAACGCCGGCUCUUUCCUCGGUCGAAUAGGCGACAAAAUCGGGCCCCAGAAACGCCUAUGGCUUGUCCUCGGAACCUUCAUCCAGGCGCUUCUCACCAUGGCAGGCGCCAUCGCCUUCUGGAAGAGCGGCCAGAACGACCUGGCGGACACACGGGCCAUCCCAGCUUGGUCGAACGUGCUCUCCUUUGUUGGUCUGGCGUUUAUUAGUGCCAGUUUGGGUUUGCAGGGUGUCCUUGGCAAGAGGCUGAACACUGCAUUCGGAACUACCAUCGUUUUGACAACGGUCUGGGUGGAGCUGAUGACCGACCCGAGUUUGUUCAACCUGCGCCAAAAGGUCAUCUCUCGAGACUUGCGGCUGAUUGCAGCGUCGUCGUUGUUCCUCGGAGCCUUCAUUGGGAGGGCUAUUCUCGCCCAGAUUGGAUAUGCUGGGACACUGGGAGUCGCGGUUGGAUUGAGGGUCCUGAUUUCCAUCGCGUGGGCGUUUGUGCGCUCGAAACCCAAGAACGCGACUCCGCCUCCUGCCGUCUCGGGAGCGUGAAGGAGCCGAACCGUCCUUCCUUCCCCCCGCGUGGUUUGAUUCCAUUAGAGCUCCACCCUCCGUUCGUUUUGCGGUACGAUAAGAUCUCGAGGGUUUAUUUCUUGGGUACAGUUAUCUCUUAAUUAUCCGCUUCGAUUUUCUUGACGCGCUUCCUUUGUUAUAUGAUACACGCUCGCACUGCCAGCAGCAGCAUCACGAUACCUACGCACACCCGCCAUGAUUCCCGCUAGACGAUUUGAUAUCUAUCUUCUUC
This is a messenger RNA of Coprinopsis cinerea okayama7#130, 1108 nucleotides long. RefSeq lists its product as hypothetical. The transcript has 4 exons. Bases 1 to 855 code for a protein of 284 amino acids. Lineage: Eukaryota; Fungi; Basidiomycota; Agaricomycetes; Agaricales; Psathyrellaceae. The record is from RefSeq and is a predicted model, not a curated record.